Molecule: messenger RNA, 2028 nt
Organism: Camelina sativa (false flax)
Lineage: Eukaryota; Viridiplantae; Streptophyta; Magnoliopsida; Brassicales; Brassicaceae
Source: RefSeq, a predicted model, not a curated record
AUGAAUUUAACCACAAACACACGUAUCUGGAAGGCUUUGCAUAACGGAGAUGCAAACUUGAGUCUCAUCAAGAGUGUCCUUCAGGCUAACACCGCGGAUACAGAACAACCUGUUUCUUCUAGGAAUUUUGGAAAUGAUAUAAUGGAUAUUAUACAUUCAGCCAACUUGAACUCUUCCCAAGAAUCUGCAAUAUUGGCUUGCCUAGAGACGGGAAAAAUCCGUGACAAGACUAGUGUGAAACUGAUUUGGGGGCCACCUGGUACUGGCAAGACAAAGACGGUGGCUACGCUUCUUUUUGCUCUUCUCAACUUAGGUAGCAGAACAGUAGUGUGUGCUCCUACAAACACGGCUGUUGUAGGAGUUGCAUCGAGGCUUUUGGCGUUAUUUAAGGAAAAUUCUUCAUCAGAACAUUCUACUUUCGGGCUUGGGAAUAUUGUUUUAGUCGGAAACCGAGUUAGAAUGGGGAUAGAUGACAGGGGGAAUGAUGACCUCCUCAAUGUGUUUCUUGAUCAUCGCAUCACUAAACUGCGUAAACUUUUUUCGCCAUCGACCAGAUGGGAACGGAGGUUGGAGUCAGUCAUUGAUACUCUUGAAAAUACGGAGUCUAACUAUAAGAAAUAUCGGUUGCUAAGUGACGUAAGGGAGAAGCAAGAAGAAUUGGAGAAGGAAGAAGCUAAAAAGAAAGAAAAGAUUCUUACAUUUGGGGAGUUUGUAAAGCCAAAGUUUGAUGAGUUAAGUGAAACAAUGGAGAAAGUCCACAGGGAUAUGGUGGAUAUGUACACACAUCUGCCUAAGUCUUUUAUAUCAUCCAACGAUGUGAAGAAAAUGCAUGCAGCUCAUCAAGCUAUUCGCCGAGCCAGAUCUUUCUUGCAGGAGAAUCAAGAAAGCUUAACAUUCGAUAGUUUUAACAAACUCAUCGGUGUUGAUUGCCUUCAGACUCUACGUUUUCUAUCAAAACGUUUUGAGAUUCCAGGCUUGUUGGUAAACGAGGAUGUAAGGAGAUUCUGCCUACAAAAUGCACACGUAAUCUUCUGCACUGCCUCGGGUGCUGCAGAGAUGACCGCGGAACGGACAGGAUCUGUAGAACUGCUUGUAGUUGACGAGGCGGCUCAACUUAAAGAAUGUGAAUCUGUUGCUGCGUUGCAACUUGAGGGCUUGCGCCAUGCUGUUCUCAUAGGAGAUGAGCUCCAGCUACCAGCAAUGGUGCAAAACGAGGUAUGUCAGAAGGCCAAGUUUGGAAGAAGCUUGUUUGAGAGAUUGGUUUUGAUUGGCCACAAGAAACAUUUGCUUAAUAUUCAAUACCGUAUGCAUCCAUCUAUAAGUCGUUUCCCCAACAUGGAGUUUUAUGAUGGUAAGAUCGCUGAUGCUGACAUUGUUAAAGAGAAAAGCUACCAAAAGCGGUUUCUUCAAGGAAACAUGUUUGGUUCUUUCUCGUUUAUUAACGUGGGACUUGGGAAAGAAGAGUUUGGUGAUGGACAUAGUCCUAAAAACAUGGUUGAGGUUGCUGUCAUUGCUGAGAUCUUAUCCAAUCUUCUAAAAGUGUCAAGUGAGACAAAGAUGAAGAUGAGCGUUGGGGUUAUCUCACCUUAUAAAGGUCAAAUUAGAGCAAUCCAAGAGAGGAUCGGUAAGAAGUACAAUUCCGUACCAGGUGAGCUCUUCACUUUAAGUGUUCGGUCGGUUGAUGGGUUUUAAGGAGGAGAAGAAGACAUCAUUAUCAUAUCCACUGUGAGAAGCAACGGCAACGGAAGCAUAGGGUUUCUCUCUAACCGUCAAAGAGCCAACGUGGCACUGACUCGUGCAAGGCAUUGUUUAUGGGUGAUUGGGAACGAGAGAACUCUAUUGCUGAGUGGUUCGAUAUGGACAAAGCUCGUAAGGGACUCGAAGAUACGUGGAUGUUUCUAUAAUGCUGUUGAAGAGAAAAAUUUAAGAGAUGCCAUGAACAAUGCUCUUCCAAAGGUCGACAUGUCUGAUGUGUAUUCGAGUUUUCAGUCUCUUUCGAUCAGGAAAGAAAGAAUAAAUGCCCGGUAG